AUGUCACCGAAUCUUUGUGAGAUAUGUCAAGAGUUCGAUCUUCGAAAGCUCUUCCUUGAUUCCGCCGCCCAAAAUGCGACAUCAGCCAAGGGAGCAAUAAGUGGAUAUCAGAGUGUUGAUCUGCAGGUACGGCCUGGUCUACCGGAGUUUUACAAGCACCAUAUAAGCACCGCCGCUCUAAAAGCUUCUUCAGAAGUUGGAUGUGAAUUUUGUGUUCUGAUAUGGACGACUCGAUCAAAGAAGGAGCAAGAUAUAACUGUAGAUAAGUGGCUUGAUGAGAACGGUCAGGGUCAGAUUUUCAUUGGAACAGGAAGUUCUAGUGUUGCAAAACGUGAGAGUCCUUACGUUUUGGUGUCCCAACGACCUGCAAAUAGUUCUCCGCGGAACCUAUGCAAUCUCGAAGUAUUUGCAACUCCAGAUAGUACCGUACAUCAGGAGAGCCCUUUUAUUGGAAGGCCGAUAUUCGCGCAAUCAAAUUCUCCAGAUUGCUACAAACUGGCGAAACAAUGGUUGAGAGUUUGCUCAAGAGAUCAUAAGGAUUGUGGACCCAUCAAAACUCGAUGUCCUACACGCCUCAUUGAUGUAGGCUCUUCAUACACUAAUCCAUUUUUGGAUGAUAACCCCAAUCGUGGUGACGUUGAAUGGGUAGCCCUUAGUUAUUUAUGGGGUGGCAAUGGUUACCUGAAAUUGGAACAGUCAACAUACCACAGUCUUAUAAGCGGUAUUCCGGUGACUGAUUUUCCGGCUACCUUACGAGAUGCAAUUUUGACAACAAGGGAACUCGGUUUGAAAUAUGUGUGGAUUGAUGCUCUAUGCAUCCGUCAAGAUAGCACCGAUGACUGGAAGGCCGAAGUCGGCCGGAUGAGAGAUGUCUACGCAGGCGCGACAAUCACAAUUGUCGCAGCGAAUUCCACUUCGACUAGCGCUGGAAUACACUUUCCUCGGCCAGAAAAUGUGCAGGCCGUUACACGAUGUGAAUUGCCUUGGGACUCCAAUACCAGCGUCUCACUUCGCUUAGUAUCUCACAUAUCUCGUCAGGCUGCUAAGUCUAGUUCUUGGUUCACUCGUGGCUGGACAUUCCAGGAAGGACUAUUGUCACCACGAGCAUUAUCAUAUGGCAGAGAUCAAAUGAUAUGGGAAUGUGCCUAUCAUACGGAGGAUGAGAGUGGCCAUAUCGGACUUCUGGAUCAAAAUUACGACAGUAAAGAUCUUUUACACAAAUUGCGGAAGAAACAAACCAAUAGAAUGAGUCGCGCCAUACAAAGUUUGUCUUUACAGACUUAUGCUCUUUUUUCGGAAUUCGAUAAUCGUAGAGCCAAAUUAGGCUAUCCUUCUAAGAAACUUGCGGCCACAGGGAUUAAUAUGCAAGAAAAUUGGGGAAUGGAUCCAUAUUUGAGAUGGUCUGAAAUGGUGCAACAGUUCUCAAUUAGGAAUCUGACAUAUAUGACGGAUGUUUUACCGGCUCUAUCCGGUAUUGCUCGGGAGUUCUCGAUGAUUACCAAAGAUACUUACAUUUCCGGCAUGUGGAAAUCUUACCUAAUUCCCAGUCUACUUUGGACCAGGAGAGCAUUGAGAAAGAUCAACAAAGUAUCGGAGUCUGAAAUUGACACCCAGUUCUUUACACAUAUUGAUUGGAAGAAGCGCGAAUCUUAUUUAGCUCCUUCGUGGUCCUGGGCAAGCAUCAAUGCCGGAAGCACACAACUAGAACCAUACCCAUUCGCGGAUGCUGCCGUACAUCAAAUAGCAGCCUUAGUCGAUCUUCAACUUCAUCAUUCAGGAACGGAUAUAUUUGGCCCCCUUGAGCCAGAUAGCGCGUUGAUCAUGAAAGGAGUUCUAUUUCCAAUCCACAACCUGGCGGAUUAUUACUGGAGAUUUUCUGACCCCCCUGAGUCACUGCCAAAAUUUCAAGAAAGGCUCGGUAAUGAUGGCAUGGAUAAGAUCUAUUCUGGAUCGUGGCCUGCACUUCAAGAGUACAUUCACGAAUGGAUAAAUGACGCUGACCAUGCAAGUUUUGAAUUCGAACAGCAACAUAUUCCACAUUCAAACCAAAAAUUUGGCGCCUUUCUCCUUGUGCACAUCGAAGGCGUUUCUGAAGAUAAUAAUGGUUUCAAUUUGGACGGCAGUUUAGCAUUCCUUCUCGUCGAAUCAACCGGAAAUGUUGAUAGUGAAUAUCGGAGGGUCGGUGCAAUUAUAAUCCAAAGAUCUAAAGGAUAUCCUACAGGCAAACCGAUCAUGACACUUUCUGAGGCGAAAAAGGCAGAAAAAAGGGGUGAGUAUUCUUGGACGGUACAGCCUGUUUCUCCAAUGGAAAAACUUAUUGCAAAGGUAUGGCAAGAGAGACCAAAAGAAUUCCCAAGCCGAAGCACGAUCCGUUUAGUAUAA
Botrytis byssoidea is the source of this 2382-nucleotide messenger RNA. RefSeq lists its product as uncharacterized. The transcript has 2 exons. The record is from RefSeq and is a predicted model, not a curated record. The coding region runs from base 1 to 2382 and encodes 793 amino acids. Lineage: Eukaryota; Fungi; Ascomycota; Leotiomycetes; Helotiales; Sclerotiniaceae.